AUGCUGCAGUUGUUGUGCGACGCUGGCGCUCAGCCAGAUGUACGAGACGAGAAUGGCUGGACGGCACUUCACUACGCUGCUGCUUGUCCUACGGGCCCCGAGGCUCUCCAUUUUCUGUGCGAGCUUCUAGCCGAUGGUUUUAUCGACACUCAAUGCAGCGAAGGAAACACAGCACUUCACGUCGCCGCUGGCUGCGGAUGUAUCGACAAUGUAUGCGCGCUACUGGAAACGGCAGCGAACCCGCACGUUUGCAAUUUCAAUGGAGAGAGCGCCUACCACCUCGCACUGCGGAACAACCGCAUUCAAUGCGCGGUAGUCAUCAACGACUACCAAAGUUGGAUUGAAAGCUUCACGGAGGAUGGCUGCGCUUACUACUACAACUCGGUGACGGGGGAGUCGUCUUGGUACAAACCUGGGGAGCACCAGCUACCGAACACGGGGCAGCAGCUUCCAUUGUGCCUCAUCCCGAUGGUCAGCCCCUUGACGUCACUUGAUAAUCCGACUGCCGCUGCCAAAUACGAAGCUGCGCGUCGGAGAGCGCGGAAGGAGCGGAAACGUCGACGAUCGAGGCUGAGCAUCACUCACUCAACCAACAACCAGGAGAUGAUAACUGGCGGUACUCACAACGAAAGUUAUUAA
Phytophthora sojae is the source of this 639-nucleotide messenger RNA. RefSeq lists its product as hypothetical. The record is from RefSeq and is a predicted model, not a curated record. Gene Ontology annotation, biological process: protein localization to ciliary inversin compartment. Gene Ontology annotation, cellular component: ciliary inversin compartment. Gene Ontology annotation, molecular function: protein binding. The coding region runs from base 1 to 639 and encodes 212 amino acids. NCBI's taxonomy places the organism in Eukaryota, Oomycota, Peronosporomycetes, Peronosporales, Peronosporaceae. The transcript has 3 exons.